GGGCAACGGAGAUGGAUGUCACCAUGAUCGGUCUUCAAAAUGCAGGCAAGUCCUCGCUGCUCCGUGUUCUUGCGGGGGGUGAGUUCACAGUAGAUUCCAUCCCCACCAUCGGGUUCAAUACCAAGCGAGUGCAGAAAGGCCAUGUAACCCUGAAGUGCUGGGAUCUAGGAGGCCAGCCACGAUUUCGACCGAUGUGGGAGCGAUAUUGCCGGGGGGUCAACGCGAUCGUUUAUAUAGUAGAUGCGGCCGAUAAGGGCGCUCUGCCCGUUGCAACGGAGGAGUUGCACGAAUUGGUAACCAAACCCAGCCUGGACGGGAUCCCACUCCUGGUGCUUGGGAAUAAAUCCGAUCUUCCGAAUAAGCUGUCAGUGGACGAACUGAUUGAUGCGAUGGAUCUCAAGUCAAUCACCCGCCGGGAGGUGAGCUGCUAUGGAAUCAGCGCCAAAGAGGAGACCAACUUGGAUGCGGUUCUGCACUGGUUAAUUGCGCGGGCCAGCCGAUGAGGGAUGAACGACAAGCGAAGAGGAAACCGACUGGAAACCUGCCCACGCGACAUGUUCUGAUGCAGCAUUUCAUUUUCAACGAUCGAGAUUAUAUUUUGUAGAUGACCAACAUUUCGGCUCGGGCUCAGACUUAAUGAUGUUGACGA
Aspergillus wentii DTO 134E9 is the source of this 649-nucleotide messenger RNA. RefSeq names its product ADP-ribosylation factor-like protein. Gene Ontology annotation, molecular function: GTPase activity; GTP binding. Gene Ontology annotation, biological process: protein transport. The coding region runs from base 12 to 503 and encodes 163 amino acids. The record is from RefSeq and is a predicted model, not a curated record. Lineage: Eukaryota; Fungi; Ascomycota; Eurotiomycetes; Eurotiales; Aspergillaceae. Gene Ontology annotation, cellular component: lysosomal membrane. The transcript has 5 exons.